Messenger RNA from Penicillium crustosum, 246 nucleotides. RefSeq lists its product as uncharacterized. The record is from RefSeq and is a predicted model, not a curated record. The coding region runs from base 1 to 246 and encodes 81 amino acids. The transcript has a single exon. NCBI's taxonomy places the organism in Eukaryota, Fungi, Ascomycota, Eurotiomycetes, Eurotiales, Aspergillaceae.
AUGUGGCGAAAGGCAGCCUCAUUCGGCCACAAACAGCCGCAGCCUAUUAUCGGGCAUUCGGAAGUUUUCCCGAAUCCAUGCUAUCCUGACUUCGCCGACGAACGCAAGAUCAGCACAAUGAUCAACGGACACAGGAUGCUACUGGUUGGCUCGGACGCUUGUUCAAACGGCAUUGUACGCCGCCCCGUUUCCGCAUACCAACUGUUCCUCCGAGAUUGCAUUUUCUGCGCCACCGGUCAACAAUAA